Fusarium vanettenii 77-13-4 is the source of this 708-nucleotide messenger RNA. RefSeq lists its product as uncharacterized. The annotation marks the transcript as partial. The transcript is spliced from 2 exons. The record is from RefSeq and is a predicted model, not a curated record. NCBI's taxonomy places the organism in Eukaryota, Fungi, Ascomycota, Sordariomycetes, Hypocreales, Nectriaceae.
GAACUCUUCCAGUCAGGCCUCAACAUCGACCGCCGCAAGUGUACACGGACAGUCCCCAUGGAAGUCCUCGCCCUCGGAAUGUCACGAACAGGCACAUCCUGCAAAGCCCUCAUGAUCCUCGGCUACAACGAAGUAUACCACGGCUUCGCCAUGUUCGCCAACCCCUGCGAAGUCGAACUCUGGAAAGAAGCCUUUCACAGAAAAUACGACCUCCAGCCCGGCCAGGAACCUCUUGGACGCAAAGACUUUGAUCAACUCCUCGGACACUGCGGUGCCAUAUGCGACUAUCCCGCCAACUGCUUCGGUCCCGAGAUGCUGGAAGCGUACCCAGAGUCCAAGGUCGUACUCGUAGAGCGCGACGUUGAGGCUUGGUAUAAGAGCUUCAAUGAUAGCAUCAUUAGUACCAUGUAUAACCCGUUCUGGAGGUUUCUUGCUGCCAUCGGGGCUAGGUACGUCUCCGAGGUUGACGGCCUGACGACGGUGUGGUUCAAGUAUCACUUCAAGGCGACGACCAAGGAAGAGAUACAGGCGAAUGUGCGAGAGGGAUACAAGCAGCACUACAAGAACGUGAGAGAAACCACACCCCCUGAAAGGCUCCUCGAGUACAGCCUCAAGGAUGGAUGGGAGCCGUUGUGCAAGUUCCUGGGCAAGCCUAUUCCUGACGAGCCGUUUCCGCACAUCAACGACCAGGAGUCGUUUCAUGAGAAG